Molecule: messenger RNA, 414 nt
Organism: Charadrius vociferus (killdeer)
Lineage: Eukaryota; Metazoa; Chordata; Aves; Charadriiformes; Charadriidae
Product: wiskott-Aldrich syndrome protein homolog 1-like
Exons: 4
Source: RefSeq, a predicted model, not a curated record
AUGACCAUGACCAUGACCGUCAUCAUUACCAUCAGCAUCCCCAUCCCCAUGAUCUUCACCAUCACCUUCACCAUUAAUGUGACCAUCAGCAUCCCCAUCACCAUUACCAUGAUCCCCACCAUGACCAUCACCUUCCCCAUUACCAUGACCAUCACCCUACCAUCACCGUCACCAUCAGGGUUACCCUGGGAAGGAUGUGGAGUUGACACCCACCCCCCACCACCACCACCUCCCCCUUAUUUCCCAUCCCCAUCCCCCUUAUUCCCUCCAUCUCUUCCCAUCUCCAUCCCUCCGUCUCUUCCCAUCUCCAUCCCUCCGUCUCUUCCCAUCUCCAUCCCUCCGUCUCUUCCCAUCUCCAAUCCCUCCGUCUCUUCCCGGCUCCGUCCCUCCGUCCUCUCCGCCCCAAAUCCCUCC